Messenger RNA from Castor canadensis (American beaver), 290 nucleotides. The record is from RefSeq and is a predicted model, not a curated record. NCBI's taxonomy places the organism in Eukaryota, Metazoa, Chordata, Mammalia, Rodentia, Castoridae.
GGCUGGCAGAGUGGCUCAGCUGGUGGAGGUCAAUGCAGGCCAAGAUGCUGGAGCAAAGACGGUGCCUGGCACUCCGACUCUACACCUGCCAGGAGUGGGCAGUGGUGAAGGUGCAGGCACAGGUUCGGAUGUGGCAGGCAUGCAGGCGGUUCCUUCAGGCUCGCCAAGCAGCCUGCAUCAUCCAGUCUCACUGGCGAUGGCAUGCCAGCCAUACCCGAGGUCUGAUCCGGGGCCGCUAUGAGGUCAGAGCCAGCCCGCUGGAGCUUGACAUCGAAAUCUUCAUGACCUAG